AUAAAUAAAUAAGUGUCCUUCAGGUCGGAUUCCCCUUCUGCGAACGCAACGCCAAUAAUAAACCUAAUUCGAUCGGGGUAGUCGGAGAAUUGAUGGGCCGAAUCGGAGAUCUGAAAGGGAAAUAAUUCGUGAUUUUUCUAGCUCAUCGGUGUUGACUGCUUCUGAUAAUUUCUGGUUCUUCUUUGAAUCGAAUUGCCGAGUCAUUGUACCCAGGGCGGAGCUAGACUAAUUCCAGUUUGACAAAUUAAAGCUUUGUUGGUGGAAGAACCAAAGGAACCAUUUAGAAAUCUGGAUCUCUUAACCUUGGUGUCAUUCUGAAGCUGUUAUAUAAUGGCAGAUAAGUCCUGUGUAAAGCGUCUUCAGAAGGAAUAUAGAGCACUCUGCAAAGAGCCGGUUUCCCAUGUUAUGGCUCGUCCUUCACCAAAUGAUAUCCUUGAGUGGCAUUAUGUGCUUGAGGGGAGCGAUGGAACGCCAUUUGCAGGUGGAUAUUACUAUGGGAAAAUCAAGUUUCCUCCGGAGUAUCCAUUCAAGCCUCCCAGUAUUAGCAUGAUUACUCCCAAUGGACGGUUUAUUACACAAAAGAAAAUAUGCUUAUCCAUGAGUGACUUUCAUCCAGAAAGUUGGAAUCCAAUGUGGUCUGUCUCGAGUAUACUUACAGGACUUUUGUCAUUCAUGAUGGAUAACAGUCCCACCACUGGCAGUGUUUCAACUACUGUUGCUGAAAAACAACGGUUGGCAAAGGCUUCUCUCGCUUUUAAUUGUAAGAGUCCGAUUUUCAGAAAGAUGUUCCCAGAGUAUGUAGAGAAGUACAAUGAGCAACAACAUGCUGAACAGUCUGUUUUGAAGCAGUCGUCUUCUAUUUUACCCCCAGAAGAAGGCCCAAAUUUCUUGCAUGAAACACCUGGAAAUGACACAGGACCAGAGGACCAAAAUAGAGGAGAAACCCUAAAUGACAUAAGAAACAACAAGGGUUCAGAUAAAUUUCCCUUCUGGAUGUUGCUAUUGUUGGUUUCCAUCUUUGGCGUUGUGAUGGCCUUGCCUCUGCUCCAACCUUGACUUGAACUUUGAAGGAAGUAUGAUGUCAGUUUAGGUACAAAGUCAUUAUGUUUAUUGGCGUAAUUUGAGGGUAAAUGGGGUCAUGUAUCAUGUAACUAACAGAAGUGAGAGGGGAUGGAACGUUGUUGCAUUUUCUGCAGCUUGUCAGUCACUUUAAUCUUUGAUUGGUCUGGGGUUCAUUUUGGACUUUGCCAUUUUCUGCUACCGACACUAAAUGUAACUGGAAUGGGAAAUUUGGUAAAAGUUAGUAUACCAUAAGUGCACUAUUGGAUGAA
Messenger RNA from Nelumbo nucifera (sacred lotus), 1331 nucleotides. RefSeq names its product ubiquitin-conjugating enzyme E2 34-like. Lineage: Eukaryota; Viridiplantae; Streptophyta; Magnoliopsida; Proteales; Nelumbonaceae. The record is from RefSeq and is a predicted model, not a curated record.